AUGGAUUUUGAGAGUGAUACUAAAUUAAAUGAGGAUCAAAUUAUUCAAGAAGGUGGAAUGGAAUCCAAGCAUGAAAAAUGCAUAGUCCAGACUCAAAAUGGAUGGAUUUGUGGAUACAUUGAUAAAAGAGAUGAAGGGACAUAUUACAAAUUCAAAAGUAUACCUUAUGCGGAACCACCUGUUGGAAAUCUAAGGUUUAUGCCUCCCAAAUGUCUAAAACCUUGGAAAAAUAUACUAGAUUGCACAAAAGAUGCACCAUUACCACUAUCACUCUUUGUUAAUCUAGAUGUGUUUGGUUCUGAAGAUUGUCUUUAUAUUGAAGUAUCCUCCCCAAACAUUAAACCUGACGAACCACUUCCUGUCAUGUUUUGGAUUGGAAGCUGCAACUUUGUUUUUUAUAUAGAUUCAAUUCUUGACCCAACUCAUUUAAAUAAUCAGGGAAUAGUUUUCGUAAGAUGUGGAUUUAGAUUGGGACCCUUUGGAUUUCUAUCAAUAAACGAUUUUUCUGCACCAGGAAAUGUUGGAUUAAAGGAUAUCAUAUUAGCGUUAAAGUGGGUUCAAGCUAACAUAAGUAACUUUGGUGGUGAUCCUAACAAUGUAACUGCAUUUGGAAGUGGUACGGGAGGUACGAUUGUACAUCUUAUGACUUUAUCUCCCUUGGCAGUAGGCUUGUUUCAUAAAGCCAUUGUUCAAAGUUCUAGUGCCCUUAAUGGAUGGUCUCUAGCUAAGAAUCCAGUUGAAACUGCAAUGACCUUAGCAAAACAUCUGGGUAUAAAGAAAACAGACAAAUUUGAAGUUGUUGAAGAAAUGAGAAAGUUAUCAGGCUACAACAUUAUGAAAACCUAUUGCACAUUCUUUUUUGAUAAAUACCGAGUAGAGAAUGAUGUAUUUGAUUCACCAUUCAAACCAUCUAUAGAAAAUGAAUUUGAAGGUCAACCAACAUUUAUAAGCAAAAGUCCAGCUAAAAUACUUAAUUCCGGUAAGUUUAAUAAAGUUCCGAUGAUGAUUGGUACCAACAAUGUGGAAGCUAAGGUGCUACAAUAUAUAAAAGAAGAUUUUUAUAAGGAUUAUAAUAAAUACAAUGAGGAUGUCAAACAUCUGGUUCCUAAAUCAUUAGCAAGUGUAAACAGUGACAGUCUAAGAAAAAUUGGCCAACAAAUAUUAUCAUUCUACUUUGUCGGGGUAGAAAAAGUUAAUGAACAAACCCAAAAACAAUACUUACAGUUUCUCACAGAUUACUAUUUUCAUUAUUACUUGGACAAAACAAUACGAAUACAUAGCAAAGUUUCGCCUGAGUGCCCUAUCUACUAUUAUGUUCUCAAUUACGCUGGGGAAUGGCUGGUGCCUAAAGAAUUAGAAUUUUUUUAA
Molecule: messenger RNA, 1368 nt
Organism: Pieris macdunnoughi
Lineage: Eukaryota; Metazoa; Arthropoda; Insecta; Lepidoptera; Pieridae
Source: the annotation of a GenBank genome assembly